GACGUGACUUUGGCCACUUCCGCGGCAGCCCCCUCAAAAAUGUCGGUUUUUUUGACUUGCCGUUUGAAAAAUUCAAUUGGGCGAAAGAAAUUCUUCAAUUUCAGUAGUGAUAUUGUACGCCAAUUGUCUCAACAAGUGAAGCAAAAUGAGUCGUUUGUGCCCUUUAUGGACGUUAUAAAAUUUCGGCGAGAGGAGGCCAGACGCAGUAUUUUAGUGCAAGUCCAAUCGGCUCAGUCCUUUAAAGAACUCCACUCGUAUUGCAAUUCUGUGGGGAAUGUUAGGCAAAUGUUGCACUACACAGUUGGGGUUGAACCACUGAAUUUCAUUGUGGUGGAAUUUGCAUCCGAAAAGGACGUAACCAAUGUUCUUGAGCGCAGUUCUUAUCUGGAAGACAGUCAAGUGGUUCCAGUCCAGUCACAAUUUUUGUGGUUUAGGGCUUCAAAUCGUAAAUUACCAAAAUUAAAGCAGUCCAAAAGUGCCAUUUUAAGCAUUGAAAAUGGUAAUCAGUGUGUGACACCUUCUGAAAUAGUGAAUUUGUUGAGCAAAUGUGAUUCAGUGUCUGAGCAAAUGAAUGUUCUUUACAAUUCAACCAAAUUGAACGAUCUUGGGACGAGAUUACGUUUUUUAACUGCAAGACAAGUCGAAAAUGCUGUUAGGGGGAUGUUUCCAAAGGCUAAGGCUUAUCCAUUUGGCUCCUCGGUCAAUGGGUAUGGAAAAAUGGGUUGUGACCUAGACCUAGUCUUACGAUUAUGUGACGAUAAAGUAAAAAAUGAUGCCAGAUUAAUGUUUCACUGUAAGGGUUUAGUAGGGAGUGAAAGAACCGCUUCACAACGAAAUAUGGAAGCAAUCGGUGAUUUAUUGCAGUUAUUUUUGCCAGGGUGUUCACAAGUCCGCCGAAUAUUGCAAGCCAGAGUCCCUAUAAUAAAAUAUUACCAGCAACUGACUGACGUUGAGUGUGAUCUUUCAAUGGCAAACAUGUCUGGAGUCCACAUGUCCGACUUCCUGUACAUCAUGGGGUCCCUCGACGCGCGCAUUCGCCCCCUUGUUUUCACAAUUCGCAAAUGGGCCUCCGAGAUCGGCUUAACAAACUCAAGCCCCGGUCGUUGGAUCACAAACUUCUCCCUAACUCUGCUAGUCCUCGCAUUUUUGCAAAAACCGAUCAAUUCCAAACCAAUUCUUCCAUCACUGAACACUUUAGUCAAACUGGCCGAACCCAAAGACUCUUACAUGACUGAAGAUGGAAUAAAUUGCACUUUCCUUCGAGACAUUACAAAGCUCAAAACCCCGACCGAAAAUAAGGAAAGUUUGGAAACACUUCUUGUUGAGUUUUUCGAAUUUUAUUCGCAGUUUGAUUUCGCGUCGAAAGCUUUGUGUUUGAAUGAAUCGGUCGCGAUAACAAAACCCGAACAUUGCGCUCUGUAUAUUGUGAAUCCGUUAGAAAGGGGGCUCAAUGUUAGUAAAAAUGUCAGUAUGGAAGAACUGGACCGGUUUCGAGUUGAGGCGAGAAACGCUGCUUGGAUUUUAGAAUCACAGGAGAACAAGAAUGAAAAUUGGGGCAUUUUAUCAAUUUUCGAAAAUAAACGCAAGGCUAGCAGUGUUGUGAAUUUCGCAUUUGCAAAUAAACACGGAAGGUUGGUGGAAGUGAGCACUUUAUUUGAGGAAAAUACCGACAAACCUGUUGAGUAUAAAAACGCCUCUGUGAAGAAACAAGUGGAGAACAUAAAAAACGACACGAAAAAUAAACUGAAAGAACUACAAAAAACAAACAGGUGACUUUGUAACAAUGUAUUUAAGUAUUAUGUAUACAUUUUGUAAUUAAAAUUUUUGAAGUAA
Molecule: messenger RNA, 1833 nt
Organism: Tribolium castaneum (red flour beetle)
Lineage: Eukaryota; Metazoa; Arthropoda; Insecta; Coleoptera; Tenebrionidae
Gene: MTPAP
Product: mitochondrial poly(A) polymerase
Exons: 6
Coding region: 40-1773 (577 amino acids)
Molecular function (GO): poly(A) RNA polymerase activity
Source: RefSeq, a predicted model, not a curated record